Mauremys reevesii (Reeves's turtle) is the source of this 9154-nucleotide messenger RNA. RefSeq names its product leucine rich repeats and calponin homology domain containing 3 (gene LRCH3). The transcript is spliced from 20 exons. Lineage: Eukaryota; Metazoa; Chordata; Testudines; Geoemydidae. The coding region runs from base 2217 to 4490 and encodes 757 amino acids. Gene Ontology annotation, molecular function: protein binding. The record is from RefSeq and is a predicted model, not a curated record.
UACAGGAUCAGUGUGUUUGUCCCUGACAGAUUCCCCUUCAGUCUCAAAUGAGGUCACUUUUCAGUGAGAUGCCAGCAGGAGAUUAGAUUUGCAAUAAAACUGCCACUUUUAAUUCCUGCUGUAGACAAAACAUAGCCUUUAGAUAUGAUUGACAAAAUUUCAACCGUGGUGAGUACCUGGCCAGGCCCCUGGAUUAUCUAAAUUCCCUGCUUUUCCAUUACCAGCUAAAGCCUGAAUGAUGAGCUUGUUCAGAUAUUAUCCAACGAGACAUGUGCACUGGUUUUUACUGCAAAAUAACAUCUGUCCUUCCUGAAAGAUCAAGGUGAGCUUUUGUGCAGACAUCUCAAAUUACAGUGCUGGAGUGAGUCUUUUAUUUUUGACUGGUGACUGGGGUAGACCUUAAGUGCAACCCUUUCAAACAUUUUUUUUUCUUUUAUCCCUAGUUCACAAAGCAACACACCUUAUUCACAUUCAGAAUUCCCAUCAAUAAGAAGCAGUCUGGGAGGAUGUGUUGACACUGCUUAAGUAACCUAAUCCAAUGCCUUUGCCUCACCUGAACUGCCCCCCCCAAUAUUUUUUUAUAGCUUGUGGACCAAAUAUCAUUAGUGAUCAGUGGAAGAAGUUACUUGCAGAUCCUAUAGGUGCUAAACAAGUAUGUGUUGAAACUUAUCCUCUUUUCCACCACCCCCCCUUUUUUUUUUAAAAGGGUUAGAAUGACAAUGACCAUUGGAUUUUAACAUUGAUAGAGGAAAGGUUUAGGAUCUGCAUCAAACUAAACUAACGUCUGUUGCUUUUCCAUAUCAAAACCUGGGCAGAAAUCUUUGCCUGUGAAUAAAGGGAUAUGUAAUCACUUCUCCACUAGAGUUGCAUUAAAUUUGCAAUUCCAAAAAUAACUGCAGCCAUAUAAGGACAGUAAGUUUUUUGUAGUGUUUGGCAAAGAAUCCAGCAAAGAUUCUGAGCUGUGGCCUCAGAGAGCAGCCUAGUGCAAAACCCACAAUCUCUGGUGUAGCAUGUUCAUAUCUACUAAGUGUAGAAGCCCUGCAGGUGAAUACUAGCAUUAAAAACAGCUGCUGUAAACCAGCAGAGCUGUGCUGAGUCCAGUGGAGCUGUACCUGUUUAUACUUGUUGAAAAUCUAGCCUACGACUCAAAUACUUUGUGGCCUAAAUCUAUAUAAAACCUCAUUGUUAAAUUAAUGUACAUUACAGCUGCAACUAUACUUCUCUAGCACCCUCAUGAAGAGGCUUUCUAUACUGAACAACCCUUUCCAUUGCUGUAGGUAACCCCCUCUGCAAAGGGCAGUAGCUAGGUUGCUGGAGUAAUUCUCAUGUCUCAGCAGUGUAGCUAGGUUAAUUUGAAUGUGAAGUGUAGACCAGCCCUGAAUCAAAAUGGGUGAGUAUGUCUGAGUGUUUUUAUGACGGGAGAACUGCACUGACAGCACCACUCCUGGAUUAGGGCAUAAGCAUUAUAGGUUUUAUGUCUAGGACCCAACCGUGGAGGCAGGAGUGCAUGUUAGCACCUCAGUUUCUAUUUAAGACUUAAGCUUCUCUGAUUUGGUUACCCUUGCUUAUCUGUACUCUAUGCAGCCAGCCUGUCCGAAGAGUGGUGAGAGGGGUGAAAUGGCCUCUUAUGUGUUUCGUUCAAUGGUUAAUUGCAGGGCUUAUUUCGUUAGGGCCCUCUGCAGCAGCAGUCUUAUGGAGGCCUCUAAGCUUGAGGAGACAGAAGAGUGCAGUGGACUAGGCCUGCUCAGGCAGCUGCAUCCUGGCUGUUGGUCCCCCCAGGUUCCAUUCUGGGGGGGAGGGGGCAGACAGGUUCCCUGGGGCUAGGGUGACCAGAUAGCAAGUGUAAAAGAUCAGGAGUGGGGUGGGAGGUAAUAGGUGCCUCUAUAAGAAAAAGCCCCCCAACCCAGGACUGUCCCUCUAAAAUUGGGACAUCUGGUCAUCCCCCGUGUCUCAGGGAGGAGGAAGGUGGGGCUCCUCUGCCACUCGCUGAGGGGGAUGGGAGCAGAGCCCAAGGAGCCUACUACCCUGCAGUGCCUAGAGAGCAGAGGCUUGAUGCUUCUCCAGCCGCGCAUGCCCGCUUCAUGCUGUCAGUCCCUGUGUAGUGGACUCCGCCCUCGCCCUCCGAGCAUGCGCUCUCGUUUCCCCUUCCCCGGGCUCCGCGCCUGCGCACUGCCCAGAGGAGCCGGAGCUCUGUGGCGGCGGCGGCAGGGGGGGAAAUGGCGGCCGUGGUGCUGGUGUCCGUGGAGAGCGGCUCGGGGAUGAUGCCGGCCGGGAGCCCGGCUGCGUGUGGGCCUCCCGCGGGUCCCUGUGGGCCGGGUUCGUGGAGCCGUUCCCUGGACCGGGCCCUGGAGGAGGCGGCGGUGAGCGGCUCCCUGAGCCUGAGCGGCAGGAAGCUGCGGGACUAUCCGCGGGGCAGCGCCGCCAACCACGACCUGAGCGACACCACGCAGGCCGAUUUAUCACGGAACAGACUCUCGGAACUUCCUGCAGAAGCUUGUCACUUUGUUUCCCUUGAGAGCCUUAACUUGUACCAGAACUGCAUUCGUUACAUCCCAGAGGCCAUCCUGAACCUACAGUCUUUAACAUUUCUAAAUAUCAGUCGAAACCAGCUUUCAACAUUGCCAGUACACAUGUGUAGUCUACCGUUGAAAGUUUUGAUAGCAAGUAAUAAUAAGUUGGUCUCACUACCUGAAGAAAUUGGACAGCUCAGACACCUGACAGAGCUUGAUGUGAGCUGUAAUGAAAUACAGACAAUACCUCCACAGAUUGGCAGUCUGGAGUCUUUGCGUGACCUGAACAUCAGGAGAAAUCAUUUGGUGCAUUUACCUGAAGAGCUUGCAGAAUUGCCUUUGAUUCGAUUAGAUUUUUCCUGCAAUAAAAUCACAACAAUUCCUGUUUGUUAUCGGAACCUCAGGCAUCUUCAGACAAUCACACUAGAUAACAACCCUCUACAGUCACCCCCUGCACAGAUAUGCAUAAAAGGAAAAAUCCACAUAUUUAAAUACCUGAACAUAGAAGCAUGCAAGAUAGCUCCAGACUUGCCUGAUUAUGAUAGGAGGCCCAUGGGAUUUGGCUCUUGCCAUGAGGAACUGUACUCCAGUCGUCCCUAUGGAGCACUAGAUUCUGGUUUCAAUAGUGUGGACAGCGGAGACAAAAGAUGGUCAGGGAAUGAACCUACAGAUGAGUUCUCAGACCUCCCUCUGCGAGUGGCAGAGAUCACUAAAGAGCAGAGACUGCGAAGAGAGAGAGAGUACCAGGAGAACCGAGGGAGCACGGUUGUAACUAAUGGUGGAGUGGAACAUGAUCUGGAUCAGAUUGACUAUAUUGAUAGCUGUGCCACUGAAGAGGAAGAGGAAGAGGUGAGGCAACCCAAGUGCAUGGAGUCAGAGAGCCUCAGCUCACAAUUCAUGGCAUAUAUUGAACAACGGCGAAUCUCUCAUGAGGGCUCACCAGUAAAGCCAGUACCCAUCAGAGAUUUUCAGAGAACAGAAGACACAAGACGAUACUUGCAUCAAAAUAGGGAUACUGAUGAAUUACGAAGACCAGAAACACUAAGCUUGAUGCAGGACAGGGAGCGACACCAAGGACAAAGGAGUUAUGUAGACAAGGCAGAGAGAGCCCCAGCUGAUUCAUCUUACCUUCUAUCUCUGUCCAACAACCACAGUCAGAUCUCUCAUACAGACUUUGAACUUCACCGAAGGCGAGAGCACGUAGUAGAGCGCACGCGGAGAGAGGCCCAGCUCGCAGCACUUCAGUAUGAAGAGGACAGGAUGAGGACGAAACAGAUCCAGAGGGAAGCUGUGCUUGACUUUGUCAAACAAAAGGCAUCCCAGAGUCCUCAGAAGCAAAGUCCUCUGGAUAGUGAGAGUGAUGACAGAUCUACUAUAUCAGCAGCUUCACCUACUACCCAAACAGUCCACCUUUCCUCUCUGUAUCCUGGCCCUGCCGCUCCUCCUUCCUAUAGAAACCCUUCCCAGCGACCUGAGAGUUUCCUUUUCCGAGCAGCUGUAAGGGAUGAAAUGAACAAAGCUGUUGCUUCAUCUCCCUCUUCUGCCUCAUCUCCUCCUAAUGAUUCUACAGACUCCAGAGCAAGGCAGAACUCGAAGCAACGUGAGGAAGAGUUGGAGCUAAUGGAGCAACUGCGGAAGAAUAUUGAGUCACGGUUAAAAGUGCCUUUGCCUAGUGAUCUUGGAGCAGCUCUUACUGACGGAGUUGUUCUCUGCCACUUAGCCAAUCAUGUGCGGCCUCGAUCAGUUCCCAGCAUCCAUGUCCCCUCGCCUGCUGUACCUAAGCUAACGAUGGCAAAAUGCAGACGAAAUGUGGAGAAUUUCCUGGAAGCUUGCAGAAAGAUUGGUGUGCCUCAGGAGCGAUUAUGUUUGCCUCUGCAUAUUUUAGAAGAGAAAGGUUUGACACAGGUAGCAGUGACAGUCCACGCACUUCUGGAGCUUGCACCCCCAAAGCAGCAGCAUCACCACCUGUCUGCUGCGUAAAGAUCUCCAGGACCUUUUGGUUUCCCUUGGCUAAGCAGAAGAACAUGAAGACUUUACUGCUGGUGCAGUGUAUCCAAACACACAGAGCUCUGUUCUAAAAAGGAAAUUAGCUUCUGUGAUUCCUGACAGGAAUGUUUUGCUUCAUUUCUCCACUUUUUUUGGAGAUCACACCAGUUUCCAUUUAAUUUUUUACCAAUAUUUUUUCCCCUUUAUAAAGUGAGGUUUUUCCUUGGGGAAAGUUCCUUUGUCUGGUUGUUUAGAAGCAUCUGUUAAAACUGACUAUGUAGAUUUAGGGGGGUUAUAUAUACAGUUUGAAAAACUGUAAGAUUCCUGCUAGGAUGUAGUUCCAAAGGGGAUGCUUCCAUUGAACACAGUGAUGGAGACUGCUUGUCCUCCCCAUGAGUCCCAGAGAGAGUUUUCCCUGCUUCUAAGAAACGCCAGCUCUUUGCAGUGCAUAUAAGCAUCACAGGUUAAGACUGUGUUUUGAAGCUGAUGAGUCUCAGUUUUUCAAAGCAAGACUGAAAGUGAUGCUUUAAUCUGUGUUGGCAUGUCCUCAAUAUUCAAAAAAUAUAGAUAGCGCUGGUUUUUUCCAGGGAAAACAUACUGCUUGUUACCCCUAUAAGUAACACACAUUUCAGUGAAAGAUACUAAACCAUAACUGUUCAAAUAGUUUUAUUAAACAAAUCAAAAUAUUUGCUGGCUUUAAGCUUUAAAUUGGUUAUAAAUCUCUCCUUGUAUUGGAAUCUUCCCCACUUCAGUGGGAAACAUCUUACCACCUUUCAUGCCUUCUCCUACCCAUCAUGGGGACUUGGUUACUAAAUGGUAAUGUUAAGUUGGUCUAUGGCUUGUAUCUGCUGCAAAUAAUGACUGAAGAUUUUCCUAUGGAGAAUCAUGUACCUAUUUUCAUUCCAGUGCAAAUAAUCAUAAGCUAUCAAACCAUCCAUUAGAGAUUUGUUACCCAAUUCUGUUUUCAGUUGAAAACACACAACCACCCCCUUACACCAGUGAAGACCCCAGUUAUGAAGGAACAAAUUAUUGUAGGAAAGAAUGAGAUUAUUGAAUUCCCGGAGUGGUUCUGUGUGUUGGCAUAACGCUCAGCUUUCAAAGAGCCAGUCUUUUGCAACAGGAAAUUUCUGUGGGUGGGUUUGACAGAAUGUGUUGUUAAAGCAUGUUUUCUUGUAGUUCAUACAGUGCUGUAAGCUGCCUUUACUCCCCUCCGCCUAUCUUCUUUUCCCCAAAAAGUGGAAAUUCAAAAUAUGUGAACAGGAAACUGAAAAUAAGGUAUGAUGUUACUUUAAAGGUGAUUGGCAAAGUCCAGACUCCCUGCUGCCUUGGCCCCCUGACUAGGCUGCCAUCCAGCUCUGCAGUAACUUAAUUUUUUUAUAUAGUAACAUUUUAAAAAUCCUGUUCUCCCACAGUGAAGUCCUCUUGCUAUUCCCUGGGGUAUCCCAGAAGACACCUCUGCCAUUAUCAUGGGUUGCACAGGGUGUGAAUGAGACUUCCAGUCUUUGUGGUGUUCCAUUCUGGGGUAUUGUUAGUGAACCAGUAAUACCAAGAGGGGAUGAAGUGAGCAGAAGGGAGGGAAAAAAGGUUAGUUAAAAGUUUUCUUUGCUGUAACAAGCCUGGUCAUGGGAACAUUUGAGCACAGAAGUCUGGGCUUAGCUGAAUUUUCCCUUUAGAUUUGUCAUUCCAUUCUCACCCUGAUUUGUUUGCAUAAUAAUUAUUUCAUGGUAGCUUGUGGUAACUGUUGUCUCAACGAUUUCGCAUAAGGACAUAUUUUGCUUCAUAUUGGUGUUGACACCACAGAUCACACCAUAAGUCUAGAAAAACACGUGAAGGAUAUUUAAACUAGAGGCGCACAGUUCAUAAGAGAAAAUAUUUUCAUAAUGUGGAAGUGGCUGCCUUGGUUUCGGGAAGAUCGGAGGGUGCCGGUAACAUGCAUCAUUAAAAGGAAGGGGACAGCUCGGUGCAGGUACACCUUCCCCCCGCAAACGGUGCAGGCUGUGUGCACAGCACCUUGCUCCAAGUGAAGGCUUGCAAAGGACAGAGCUGCUCCUUGAAGGAUUCUGUGUGUUCCUUCUUCUGCAAAAGGCACAGGUCACUUGCCAGUUUAAAGAAGUGUAAAUGGUGGAUUCUCUGCAACUUGAAGACUUUAAAGCAUGAUUUGAGGACUUCAGUAACUCAGCCAGAGGUUAGGGGUCUCUUUCAGGAGCGGGUGGGUGAGGUUCUGUGGCCUGCGACGUGCAGGUCAGACUAGAUGAUCAUGAUGGUUCCUUCUGACCUUAAAGUCUAUGAGUCUAUGGGGCAGUGAAAGGAGACCAUUUGUUGAAUGGGGGAUGGCAUCUCACUGCUGACACUAUAGAAUAGUGGUGCCCAAACUUUUUCAUGACCUCCCCCGCCCCCAUCCCCUGAAGCAGUGGUGCCAGUUCAGAUAUUUCUUGGGAGGAGGGAAGAUUUUUUUCAACCCUGUGCUGCCCGGUCCCACAGCCAGCCCUACUCCCCCAUCACCCACUCCCCAGGGUACCUGGGAGGGAAUUGUCAUUGCAACGUGGAGCAGGCAGAGCACACGGACUGGGCACUCCGCCCCAUCAGUGGUGGCAGCACAGACUCCCCGUCCUUCCCCAGUGCUGCAGCUCCCUGUCAGGCUGGGGGGGCUCAUUUCAGCACUGCCAGCCCUUGGAUUCUUCUGCCAGCAGCCGAGACUAGUCUUUCUGCAGCCAGCUCCAUGCACCCCAGGAUGGGACCAUCAGCAGCUUCUCUGCCUCCCCUCCCUGCUAGCUCGAGGCUUCCAGCAACAGCAAGUGGAUAUGCCAGCGGUUCUUGCUGGAGGGCCCAGCAGGCGGAGUGUGACUGGGUGCCGCGCAUGUCCCCUCCAGAGUCCCUGCCUCCCUCACGCUGCUGCUUACCCCUUCUCCCUGAUGGCUCAAAAUCUUGCAACCCUCUGUGGUUGCGACCCCCAGUUUGGAAAAUUCUGAUAUAGACAGUUCUGCCAUAGACCAUAUAUGCUUCCUUAUGGGUUGUCUACAAAUCAUUGUUAAGGGGAGUAACAAAUGAAUCUGAAUUCUCAGUACUAGAUACUUUGCAUUCUGUGUACCUGGGUAUUAGGUUUUGUUUAAUAGAUCAAGAGGAGCAUGCAAUAUUUAGAUGUAUUCACCGUAAGAAAUCUGUUAAACUUAAUGUGGAAUUGUGAGAGUCUGUUUUUUGCUCCAGCCCAGCUUCCCAGACUUACAGAAACUGACCGUAACAGCACUCAUGUUGGUAGAAGUUGGACAUUUCAUAAAUGUUAAUUUUUGGAAAACUAACUAUUUGGAGUUUGAGCCUGACUUUCAGUGAAUAGCCACUUCUCAGUGUGUCUUGUAAAAUAAGCCACUGUCGCACACAAAUGUGUGCAACCGAAUUUUACAUCAGCAACUAUGCUUGUAUGCCUGGUCAGGUGUAUGCUCCUAUUUCCUUUACAGUUCUAAACAAACAUUUCACUCGAGCAAGUACACAUUUGUGUGGCCAUAUUAGUUUGACUCUUCAAUUUUCUGUUUUUGUGCUGGCAAACACUAAACGUUGACCAGACAUUAAGGAUGAAAAUCCAAAUCUGAAAUUUCAAGAUAUGGUUUAUUUGUGAUGUAUUAUACCAAAAAACACUUCCAUUUUCUGUUGUAAUUAAAUGGGUUGGGAUUUUUUGGUACACCUCUACCCUGUUAUAACGCCACCCGAUAUACACAAAUUGGGAUAUAACACGGUAAAGCAGCGCUCUGGGGGGGCGGGGCUGCGCUCUAGUGGAUCAAAUCAAGUUCGAUAUAACGCGGUUUCACCUAUAACAUGAUAAGAUUUUUUGGCUCCCGAGGACAGCGUUAUAUCAAGGUAGAGGUGUAUAUUUAUGUGCAAUUUUUGUUAUAUCCAGUGAAAAAAUAUUUUAAAGAAAACGCAUUGUAUUUCAUUUUGUGUGCUAAAGCAAGAAUCAAUUGUGGGCUUGCCCUUUUGGGGCGUUUGUGUUGGGGAAAAAUCCAUUUCAGAGUGUAGCACUUGCUAGUAGGUUUAUGUUAACUCCACUGUGCUAUGACCCUACACAAACCUUGCUAAGCACUGAAGAACACUGAGGAUCAAGAAUGUUAUGAAAUAGACAUUGAAGUGGCACUGGCACUUAAUGGUCCUUGAUGGUGUUGAAAUGAUCUGGUCAGGAAAUAGGGGAUUUUGAUUUCUACUCCUUGGGAGCUAGCGACGAGAGAAACUUGUUCGGAAAGCCCCUUCCUGGCUGGUUUAUUAAAUUCUCGACAGCGUUUUACAGCACUGAGAACACUUCUGUUGCUCUUAGCAGUGACGUGAUAACUGGUGAUUUUUAAUCCUUUUAUGACUUUAAAUGGUUCUUUGACAUUUUGGUUUUAGAAGCAGAGGAAUUCUAAGGUGGAUUUAAACCUAUAAAAAAAUAUUUUGUAUAGAUACUGUGUUUUACAAACAAUCUAAUUUUGUUUCUGAAAACCUUGUAAACGUGUAAUUAAUAGAGUAAAGGAUUUUUAAAGCUCCGCCUAUACUUGUAUGUCUGUAAAUACAUUCCAUAAUUUCUAAGACUGUUAAGUAUAAAUAUGCCCAGAAUAUUGUGUAUGUUAUUUUAAAUUGCCUGUUUGCUGCUAGUUGUGUGAACUUCUAGCACACUGAUAAUAUAAAACCAAAUA